AUGGAGCCCUCCGACCCUCUAGACUCCCAAUGGAUCUCCAUCCAUAUCCGCGACCGUCUUGAAGACCGUGAUAUCAAUAUCCGGGAUUCCCUUGUUACUCCCGGCGACUUCCACUCCCCCGACGACCCCACCAAAUCCCUCACCGAAUCCACCAUCGACAAAAUGGUCAUCCCCUCCAACGGCCUCGGCGAAGUGUGCGCAACGGGCCGCCGCGGAAGCGAGGGCUGGCUCGACCUCUUCGACGGCGACAAGAAGAUCUGCGAGCUGCACUGGGACAACCGCAGCGAGCAGUACAUGAACGAUUUCGAGGUCCUCGACGGCGAUGAGGAGUACAAGGUGGAGUGUUCUGGUUGGAGCUCGGCCAAGGGGCCGUUGGGGCAUGUCUUUGUGGAUGUUUCCAAGGCGGAGAGGACGGGCAAGGGGAAUGCGCAGAGGGAGUUGGGGGGGUUGCGGGUUAUGGAGGGAGAGAAGGUUGGGAGGCGUAGUCCGGGUGUUGGGGAGAGCUCGGUGUAG
Aspergillus calidoustus is the source of this 513-nucleotide messenger RNA. Lineage: Eukaryota; Fungi; Ascomycota; Eurotiomycetes; Eurotiales; Aspergillaceae. The record is from the annotation of a GenBank genome assembly.